Leptosomus discolor (cuckoo roller) is the source of this 2295-nucleotide messenger RNA. NCBI's taxonomy places the organism in Eukaryota, Metazoa, Chordata, Aves, Leptosomiformes, Leptosomidae. The record is from RefSeq and is a predicted model, not a curated record.
AUGGAGUCUGGAGAGCGGUUAACGUCGUCGUCAGUCUCCUCUACUGCUGCUGCUUCGACUCCAGUGUCUUCUACACCAUCUGUAGCUUCAGCAAUAUCGAAAGGUGGCCUUCCCGCUGGAGCUGCAUCACUGAGUUCCACGAUCAACACAUGUGAAUGGUGGCGAACUGCGGACACGCACUCUCGUCCCGGAACAGCUUUUUUCCCACCACUCUUGGGAAUUCCCCCACUGUUUGCACCUCCUGCACAGAAUCAUGAUUCCGCUUCAUUCCACUCCAGAGGUACAGGAAAAAAUAGUCGGAGUAGUACAGAAAAAGGUAUAAAUGGAUCACUGAAUGGGAACAGUACCACUGCAGUAUCUGGUAUCAGCACAUCUGUACUAUCCACUAGCAUUGCUGCAUCACCAGGGCAAGGGAAAGCUGUAACCUCAGGAGCAGGAGUCCGCAAGUACAACCAGGAGCAAAGCAAAGUUCAGCUUUUGGACACCAGAGCUGACAAAAUCAAAGACAAGAAGCCCAGAAAAAAAGCAGUGGAAAGCUCUAGUAACAGCGACAGCGAUUCGGGCUCCUCUUCAGACACCUCAAGUGAAGGCAUAAGUAGUAGUGACUCUGAUGAUCUAGAGGAGGAUGAAGAGGAGGAGGAGGAUCAGAGUGCUGAAGAGAGUGAAGAUGAUGAAUCUGAUUCAGAAAAUGAAGCACAUCACAAAACCAAGAACAAGGUGCUAAUGCAUAGUGGCGUAACAGAUAUGAAAACUGAUGGACAAAAACCACACGAAAAGUCCCAAGAAAAAAGAACACACCAGCAGAUACCUCUUGUGUCUGAUUCGCAGACUCACUCAUCAUUCCAGUCCCAGCAGAAGCAGCCUCAGGUUUUGUCACAGCAGCUUCCGUUUAUUUUCCAAAGCUCUCAGGCAAAGGAGGAAUCUGUGAACAAACACACAAGUGUAAUACAGUCUACGGGAUUGGUUCCCAAUGUGAAACCUUUGUCUUUGGUACAUCAAGCCAAAAAGGAAACCUAUUUAAAACUCAUAGUUCCUUCCCCUGAUCUACUCAAAGCAGGGAAUAAAAAUACCUCUGAAGAAUCUGUCUCUUUGACCAGCGAUGUAAGAUCAAAACGGGAACAAAACAAACAGACUUUCCCAACAGCACAGCUAAAGAAACAGGAAUCAUCUAAGAACCUGAAGAAGGUUAUUGCAGCUUUGUCAAGCCCCAAACCAACAUCUAGUUCACCAGCUCAUCAAAAACUCACAUCCCUGGAAAACAACCAUUCUAAUCCAUUCCUGACAAAUGCACUUUUAGGUAAUCACCAACCCAAUGGAGUUAUUCAGAGCGUCAUCCAGGAGGCUCCUCUUGCACUUACUACGAAACUGAAAUCCCAGACCAAGAUCAAUGAAAGUGUAGCGAUUUCUAGUAGUGCCCCCUUUUCUUUGCCAGUAAACUUGAGUGCAUGUGGGAAAAAACCAGCUGGUAACCGGACACCUGUUAUGCCCUCUACCUCUCCUGUGUUACCUGGUUCAGGAAAGGAUAAAGCAGUCAGCAAUAAUGCAGUAAAUGCAGUAAAAACACAACACCGCCAUCAUUCUGCAAAACUGGUGGUGGAGCAGUUCAGAGGGGUAGACUCAGAUGCCCCCAGCAGUAAGGACUCUGACGACUCAAAUGAUGAUGAUGACGACGAUGAAGAUGAAGAUGAGGACGAUGAAGAUGAUGAUUCUGAUGAUAGCCAAUCAGAGUCUGACAGUAAUUCUGAGUCAGAUACAGAAGGGUCUGAGGAUGAAGAUGAUGAGGAUGAUAAAGAUCAAGAUGAGUCGGAUACAGACACUGAGGGAGAAAAAUCUCCGCUGAAAUUGAAUAAAACUUCAUCCUCCGUGAAGAGCUCUUCCAUUGCUCUUGCAGCUCAUUCUACCCCGCUUAACCUCCAAGUAGCAAAGACCCCAAGCUCUGCACCAGCUGCCUUAUGUCCUGAGUCCCAGCCUGCGGUUUUUCUUGGGACAGCACCAUCUACUCUUACACCAAGUACACACUGUGGUAUUUCAAAAAGACGAAGAGUGACAGAUGAACGGGAGCUGCGUGUUCCUCUUGAAUACGGCUGGCAGAGAGAAACCCGCAUAAGAAACUUCGGUGGUCGUCUUCAAGGAGAAGUGGCAUAUUUUGCACCUUGUGGGAAGAAGCUGCGACAGUAUCCUGAAGUAGUAAAGUAUCUCAGCAGAAAUGGAAUAAUGGAUAUCUCAAGGGACAAUUUCAGCUUCAGUGCAAAAAUAGGAGUGGGUGACUUCUAUGAAGCCAGAGAUGGACCGCAG